Molecule: messenger RNA, 1646 nt
Organism: Scomber japonicus (chub mackerel)
Lineage: Eukaryota; Metazoa; Chordata; Actinopteri; Scombriformes; Scombridae
Gene: hpxa
Product: hemopexin a
Exons: 10
Coding region: 82-1365 (427 amino acids)
Biological process (GO): intracellular iron ion homeostasis; heme transport
Molecular function (GO): heme transmembrane transporter activity
Source: RefSeq, a predicted model, not a curated record
UGCUGCAGCAGCAGCCAGGUACCUGUUGCUCAGCUCUCUCCAGGCUUCUCCAGACUCCACUGGACCAGAGGACUGCUCAUCAUGAAGCUGCUCGCACACAUCCUGUGCCUCUGCCUGGCUCUGGCAUUGGCUUACUCGCAGGAGGAACAUGCAUCAGCUGUGCUCGACCGCUGUGAAGGCCUCGAGAUGGAUGCUGUCGCUGUGAACGAGGAGGGAAACCCAUACUUCUUCAAGGGUGACCAUCUGUUCAAGGGCUUCCAUGGCUUGGCAGAGCUGUCCAAUGGGUCCUUUGCUGAGUUGGAUGAUCAUCACCAUCUGGGGCACGUGGACGCUGCUUUCCGCAUGCACUAUGAGGACAGCCAGGCUGACCAUGAUCACAUGUUCUUCUUCUUGGACACCAAGGUGUUCAGCUAUUACAAACACAAGCUGGAGGAUGGCUACCCCAAGGACAUCUCUGAAGUCUUCCCUGGAAUCCCAGACCACCUCGAUGCUGCUGUGGAGUGUCCCAAACCAGAGUGUGAUGAAGACUCUGUCAUCUUCUUCAAGGGGGACGACAUCUACCACUACAAUGUCAGAACCAAGGCUGUAGAUGAGAAGGAGUUCGAGUCCAUGCCAAACUGCACAUCUGCUUUCCGCUUCACUGAACACUAUUACUGCUUCCAUGGACACCAUUUCUCCAAGUUUGACCCAAAGACUGGUGAGGUGCACGGCAGAUACCCCAAGGAAGCACGUGACUACUUCAUGAGAUGCUCCAAGUUCGGUGAAGGAGCUGACCACGGGGAGAGGGAGCGCUGUAGCCGUGUUCACCUGGAUGCCGUCACAUCUGAUGACGCUGGAAACAUGUAUGCCUUCAGAGGCCAUCAUUUCAUCCGUAAAGAUGAGGGCAGUGACGUCGUGAAGGGUGACACCAUCGAGAGCGCCUUCAAGGAGCUGCACAGUGAGGUGGAUGCUGUUUUCUCCUAUCAGGAUCACCUUUACAUGAUUAAGGAUGAUGAGAUCUUCGUUUACAAAGUUGGCGAGCCCCACACUCAUCUGGAGGGAUUCCCCAAGCCUGUGAAGGAGGAGCUGGGCGUUGAAGGUCCAAUUGACGCCGCAUUUAUCUGUGGAGAUCAUCACAUUGCACACAUCAUCAAAGGCAACCAUGUCUUUGAUGUGGAUAUGAAGGCCACCCCCCACACUGCAAGCAAUGAACGUGAAAUUGCCGUCUUCGAUAAGAUCGAUGCUGCCAUGUGUGGUCCUGCUGGAGUUAAGGUGAUCAAAGGCAACCACUUCUAUCAUUUUGAGAGCCCCCUUGUGAUGGUUGCUGCCAGGGCCCUGCCUGAGCAGCACAAAGUAUCCCUGGAGCUGUUCGGCUGUGACCACUAAGAGGCACAUUUGAAAGGACUGAAUCACAUACAACACAGUGAAAAACAACAGCACCAACAACAUCAUGCAGGAGGACCCUAACGACAAGUCGCCAAGCUUUUUGAGUACGAGUGCUUACAGAGGAUGGGGACACUAGCUGUUCCCCUCUUACCUCUAAAUAACCUUUUCUCAGUUUCAUUUCUUUUUUGAAGGAUUUUUACAUUCCAUAAUGAAGCUCUGUGGUGCACUGUGAUUCAAUUUGUACAGUGUUGAUGUGAAUAAAGAUGAGUGGCGACAAACAA